GCGUAUCCAUCAGGGCGGAGGGUUGACUCUCCUUUACUCUGUUGUUGUGCUGCUGAUCUUGGUUUGUCUGCAGCCACCAUGUCGAGUUUGCGUCGUCUCGAUGCUCCUGGCUGUUGGUGAAAUUUGUUGAGCGCUUGCAGUGACAUGGUUUUGGUUUAUUGCCGUGAGGUGGUGGGUCGAGUCUCAGGUAUUGUUGGGUUGGAAGUGUUCGCGUCUUCAUUGUUGUUGUGCUAGUGAGGUGAGAAGGGUGUUGAUAGUUAGAGCUUCGAUUGCAUGUUGGAGUUAGGAAACCCUGAUACUUAGUGUUAUUGAUUGCGUGGCGUGGAAAUAUUAGUGGGUGCCCUUGUCGUGCGUUGGAGGUGGUAGUAAUGCGGUCGAAAGAGGUUUGUGAGGAGAGUUUGAGAGGGUAGUAGACGAGUUGGGGUUGGAGUAUUUGUCUGUUUGAGGAUGACAAGCGACUCAGAAAAGUUGGGGAGACCCUCAUGGUAGGGCUUGAUGAGGAUGGUCCUGGCCGCAGGUGUUGAUGUGGACGUCAUGAUCAGAGGAGCUUCCUGACAGUCGGUUUCGCAAGCGAGGGUUUCAUUAUUUGGGGAACAAUUGUAUUUCCAAUCGAGGUUUGAGGACGCAUACAAGCGAUGGGGACAGCAGAGGAGACGGUAGUCAUUCCACCCGCCACCUCUAAGGCUCCAAAAACCAGCAGCGCCACUGCCAACACAACUGCCACAAAGUCUCUGAUUCCCCUUGCGUCUCAUGAUCCCGACGCGCAGGCGGGCGCUCAUGGAUACAACGAAUGGCUGGCUGCUUUCCAGGCAUACUACCAGGCGGGAGCUCAGCCACCUGUGGGUGGGUUCCCGCAUCCCUACAUGUGGGGAGGUCAGCCCGUAAUGCCACCAGGCUACAGGGGGCCACACCCUUCCUACGGCGCCAUGUACCCACCAGGAGGAAUGUAUGGACACCCCAUGUACGGGCAGUACGGGACUCCGGCGCCGGAAGCAGCGACUGGCGUGGAGCAGGGAGCAGACGGGAAAACUGAGGCCAAAAGUGGUGAAGGUGCGAAGCUUUCGACUUUGAAAAAAUCUAAGAACGGGAAGGGCGGUCUACAGCCCUCGAAGAAUGCUGAGGCCGGAGGGAAAGGGAAUGGGGUGCCGCAGAACGUAAUCAAUGGUGAACGAGAGCACGACGACGAAACGGGGACUGAUGACGGUGGUUCCACGGAUGCAAGCAGAGAGGAAAAUGCGCAGAACUUGUUGGGAGGCAAGCGGAGUUUCGAGCAGAUGGCGAUGGAGGCCGUGGGAGCGCCGCCGUACAUGCCACCCCCGGGUGCCGUAUCGGGCGCCCCGGCACCUACGGUUGGGACCCCAGGGCCAGGGGGAAGUUUGGACAUGAGCUUGGACUAUUGGACUGCAGGGUCACUCUCGCAGGCGAAGGGAGGGAAGCAGACGUCUGGGAGUCCUUCGACGAGCGCUCCACCAGCAGAACUGUGGCUGACGGACGAGCGAGAGGUGAAAAGGCAGAGGAGGAAGCAGUCUAAUCGGGAGUCUGCGAGAAGAUCUCGACUGAGGAAGCAGGCGGAGUGCGAGGAGUUAGGCAACCGAGUGGAAACGCUCACGGCAGAGAACAUGACCCUGCUGACGGAGUUGAACCGGAUGACGGAAGAGUGCAAGAGAUUGCAGGCGGAGAAUGGCUCUCUGGUGCAGAAGAUCCGCGGCACACCGGUAUCGGAGAUGGGUGGUGCACAUGCUGCUGCUGCAGACGCGGGAGAUGUUGCUCCCGUGGGUGGGGAGAACGAGGCAGUGUUGUCAGCGAAGGAGAUAGAAGAGUCACAGAAUGAUGGGAACGGAAACAUCACGAAGCCGAAAGAGGGGAAGCCUGCAGUUAACGGUGGCUCAGGUACGAAAGUUCAAGAGGAGCAAGCUGCAGCUACAUAGGCUUGGAGGUUCUGGGUCGGAGCUGGCGAAUCGGUGGGGGUUCCAACAAAACGAUUUCGAAUUUUCCCUCUUUCUACACGCCCCUCUAUAAAUCAUGUACAAUUUAACUCUGCACAAACAUUUGAAUUCUUCCACAGAUGGGUGUCCUGUUCGAGGGAUGGUUGGUGACUGGGAGAGGUUAGAGUGAAUAGUUUAUUUCACUGCUGCGCUGGUCCAGCAUUCUUUGAAAGUAGCAGCGAACACUCAAGGUGAUGUUUAGGAUAAUUGGUAGUUGCUUUUGUACAUUUUCACACGUCGCGCAACGGUGGUUUCAUUUUUAUUUAAAUGCAAAUCUGGGUUGGAAGUUA
Physcomitrium patens is the source of this 2275-nucleotide messenger RNA. The record is from RefSeq and is a predicted model, not a curated record. Lineage: Eukaryota; Viridiplantae; Streptophyta; Bryopsida; Funariales; Funariaceae.